ACAGUCCUAUCACGAUAACACGGUCGGUCAUUGAUCCCAGAUUUAGAUAAACUGGGCACAUAACGGAUUACGGGAAAUCGCGAUUUAAAACGCCAUUCUGAAGUAGAAUAUAGAGCCAAAACGACGUUGGAUAACACUAUGCACUAUGCAUUCACUUGCAGUCAAAACACGGAUUAAGGUUACUGUGUUUUAUUUUUCUGCCAGGAUUUGUGACUUUUGGAUUGUGUGUUUAGCAAUGAUAACAUUGGCAUAGAUAGCGGCAAUUGGUUGUUGAUUAAAUACCUCACAUCUACGUCGGACGAGAAAAUAAACAAUCUUUUAAAUAAAGGCGAUCUUAAUUAUAGCAUCACAGGCUGAUCAUUAAAUGCCGGAGGUGAAGUUAAAACCCCCCAAAGACCCUCCCCAGCCCAUAGAUGAGGGGUGGUCAUGGUUAGUUCUAGCAGCUGCAAUGAUUGCAACGUUUCUUUGGGGAGGCGUGGUUAGAGGAUUUGGGGUGCUUUUUGUGGAGAUGAAGUCUGAAUUUCGGAUGUCUGCCUUCCUAAUAUCGCUUGUGGUGGCGCUACAUAUCGCUCUGUUUACCAUCGGAGGUUUGGUAUCACUUACCUACGGUGUGCGGUUCCUAACGACCAGACAAUGCCUAGCUAUGGGAACUGUGUUAGCUGUAUUUUCGUUUGUUUUCUCCAGCCUGGCAAAAGAUGGGCGGUUUCUAUUUAUAUCAUAUAGCUUAAUUCUAGGCCUUGCCUUUUCAAUAGUAAUAGGACCAUCCACACUUCUAGUAUCACAAUACUUCCAAGAGAAAAGAAACGUGGCAGCCUGGUGUAUUCAGUUAUCUUCGUGUAUAGGAGCUCUGUUGUUUGCACCGUUGCAAAGAAGUUUAAUUGACAAAUAUUUUCUAAAAGGAUCCCUACUUAUUACGGCCGGUAUUCUUGGCCAUUUACUCAUAGCAUCCGCUUUGAUGCGACCACCUGAACUGUAUAGAAAGUGGGAAAAAUUAAAACGAAAAAUUGAGAAAAAGGCAAUGAAAGCUUCUCUUCUGGGUAGGGAUGGAGUAACCAUGGAACCCUUCAGGCCGCGUUCUCAAACUUCAGAUUCUACUUUUUCUCCUUUAGCAAGGCAGGCAAUGUUUAAAAGAAUGAUAUCCAGGAGCGAUAUGGAUGAGGAAAAUACAGCUACAAGUCAAACCGAAAAAUCUCCAAAGCAAAGCAGUAAAAUGGAAACAGAGCAAACAAAAAAAGAGGGUAAAGGAUCAAAUGAUAACUUAAUGAAAAAUCAACAGAAACCAAAACUACAAAGGAAACCUUUAUAUGGAAGUUAUGAGUUUGGAAUUUCAACACCUUUUCUAGAACAACGAUAUAAAUCAAGAAAACGGACAGAAAGUGAUAAAAGUAUCAUUAGUGAUAUCAGUGAGUCUUCUUUUUACUCUGAAAAUUCCACGACAAAGAAUAAUUGUGGAGUAGUAAACUUUGACAAGUGCUUCAAUAGCUCAAUAAUAAAGAGCACGUCAUUUGUUAUUUUCACCAUAGGCUUUGCUUUGGGAAUUUCAACAGUGAUAACUGUGUUAUUUCUUCCAGACAUUGGAACUUCUAAUGAUUUAAGUGACAUUCAGUCUGCAAGUUUAAUCAGUAUAUAUAUGAUUGGAGAGAUACUUGGAAGAGCAGGAGGGGUGUUUUUAUCAUAUCGACACAUAGACGAUUUCUUCAUUAUAGCUACGUCAUUACUUGUAGUAGGAAUCUUCCAGAAUCUUCUGCAAUAUUUUGUUAACUUCUUUCUCCUCCUUAUUUUUUCAUUAGUGAUCGGUGUGUGUGGUGGACCUAUCAAUUCGCUUUAUGCCAAUGUGAUUCAGAGGUCUGUGCAUCAUAAUGAAAUUUCUAGUGGAGGUUGUGUACUACAUAUUGCUCAAGGUCUAUCGUGGACCGUAGUCAUACCAGUUACAGGAAUCUUAAGAGAUUCAUCGGGGAGUUAUUCCAUUCCAUUUCAUUUCCUUGGAUCUUUAGCCAUAGCUUCGGGUUUUGUUGUCAUGAUAUCACGUGUAUGUUUGAAAAAACAUCGAAGAGAAGUCUUCCAGCCAGAUCUAGAGACAGGCGAACUGGAAAGUCACGAAAUUAUCAUACAGUAAACAUCAUUUAAAGCCAUGUAAAGCAAAAUGAGAAAGUCAAGGGAAAAACAGUUUUAUGUCACAUUUGAGGAUUAGUCGCGGAAGACAUUGUUAUAUUGUCGUGCAAUAAAUAUACUUUGUAUUAGCAACAGCAUAGUCAC
Molecule: messenger RNA, 2256 nt
Organism: Saccostrea echinata
Lineage: Eukaryota; Metazoa; Mollusca; Bivalvia; Ostreida; Ostreidae
Exons: 5
Coding region: 365-2116 (583 amino acids)
Biological process (GO): transmembrane transport; monocarboxylic acid transport
Molecular function (GO): monocarboxylic acid transmembrane transporter activity
Source: RefSeq, a predicted model, not a curated record